UAAAGUUAAAGUGCUGGAACUGAGUCAGUGCUUUGUGGGACGUGACCACACAAAAGAAGCAGAGCUGAAUCUCUGUCCCCAACAUGCUGAAACUUGCUGAAAGCUGCUGUUUGUAGGAUGAAGAGUGAGUGUUGAUAGAACUGUGGGAGGGUUCAGGUUGUAAGAUUUCUGAAGAAGUUGUUAGUACUGGAAAAACUGGACGCUUUUGGUAGUAAACACCCAAUACUAAAUCUCCAACCACAACCGUUAAAGGGAAACAACAACCGGAGCUGUGGAGAGAUGAGGCCGCUUUGUGGAUUCCGUGGUCUGGAGAGGGACGGGGAAUGAUUUUAUGGUGAUUUUGGGGUGAUUUUAGUGAGAUAUCGGUGUGAUAUUGGGUCUGAAAUGUCUGUCCUAGCCAAACAAGAGCGAACAGUGUGUGUCCUGCUCCCAACCAAGGAAACUCUGGACAUCAGUGUGGGGCUGAAAGCUACUGGACAGGAUGUAUUCUCUCGGGUCUCUGAGCUUCUGGGAGUGAAGCAGCUGCACUAUUUCGGACUGACUGUAGUUAAGGACAAUGAGCACAUGUUUGUGGACCUGGAGGACAGGCUGGCCAAGUACUUUCCUAAGGAGUGGAAGCAGGACUCGGGGAAGGGGAAUCAGAAGAGGUGGAUUCCCCCGCUGCUCUGUCUGAAAGUGCAGUACUACGUGGAGAACGGGCGCCUUAUCUGUGAGCGUAAAGCUCGGAGGCUGUACUACGCUGAUCUGAGGGAGCGGGUGCUGCGCUCCGAGUGCCGGCAGCAGGAGGAGGUGUAUUUCCAGCUGGCAGGAUACGCCCUGCAGGCCGACCUGGGAGACCACCCUCCAGAAAACACCAGCCAGCAGGAUGCUCCGUACUUCAGACCCAAAGACUACUUCCCUCCCUGGAUCGUGGCUAAGCGCGGCGUGGACUACCUGCUGUGCCACGGGCCGAAGGUGCACCGGGAGCUGUGGGGGAUGCCGUGCCGGGACGCCGUCCUGCUCUUCAUCAGGGAGUCCUGCCGCCUGGAGGACGUCCCCGUCACCUUCUACAGACUCCACAAGGACAAGCGGGAGGAGAAAGGCUCGGCUCUGCUGGGACUCACCCUGCGAGGAAUGCAGGUUUAUCAGGAGAUGAAUAACGUACGUGAGCUGCUGUACGACUUCCCCUGGACCAACGUGGGCCGACUCACAUUUCUGGGUAAGAAGUUUGAGAUCCAGCCGGAUGGUCUGCCGUCGGCGAGGAAACUGGUGUAUUAUACUGGUUCUGCUUUCCGCUCGCGCCACCUCCUCCUUCACCUGAGCAGCAGCCACCGCCUCUACCUCACCCUGCAGCCCGCCCUCACACACCUGCGCCAGCUCGAGCAGGACGAGGAAAAGAAGCGAUACCGGGAGUCGUACAUCAGUGACGAUAUGGACCCGGACCCCCUGAGCAGCGACGGCAGCCCCCUCCUGUCCCGGCACUCCACCAGCAGCUCGGGCAUCGAGGCGGAUGGCCGGCAGCGCAGCGUAUCGGUGGAGAUGGUGUCAGUGGAGGAGGAGGAGCCUCUGAGACGGGCGGAGAAAUCCUUCAGCUCGGCUGCCAGUCACGGAUCAUCCCACACGUCCGGCAUCGACACCGGCAGCAAGACACGCCCCGAGGAGGAGGAGUGGCACGACGAAGAUUUCCAGCAGCAUGUGAACGGGCCUGGAGAAGUUUCAGUGGAUGAUCCUGAGGAGACACUGAGACUAGCGGAGCUUCUUCAGGGCGUGUCCGUGGAUUGCCCCUCCCUCAGCUCAGAAAUAAACUCAGCAGCCAUCCAUUUAAACCUCUUCCAGACGACCGCCGACCAAGAGAAGCCAUGUGACUCCAUUGAACAGGUUCUGAAGUGGAAAACCCGAGGCUCGUCUGAGCGACACAGUCACAGUCUGGACGACGUCCGUCUCAUGCCCCGCCCCCUCCUGCUCUCCACCCUGCCCAACACCUCCCGCAGCUACACCUUCGGACUCGGCACCGGCGCCGACCCCCAAAAACCCACCUUCUACGGCCGGCGCUCCACCAACUGCCUGGCCCUGGACUUGCUGGAGGACGAGCAGUUCCUGGAGCUGGUUCUGUGAGACUCUGAGAGAGCUCUGCUUUUGCAGACAAUACCAGAACUCAACACUCCUAAAAAAAACUCGCCAAAACAAGAGAAAUGGUUCUGUGGAGCAGCGCUGAUCAGAAGAACUGUUUCCAGUUUUUUAAAGAACCUUUGGCAGUGAUUUUAGUGGAGAACGGUCCAAAAGAAGAAAGGUAUACAGGUCCUGGACUCUUAAGCACUGCUUAAAUACCAGCAUCAGACCAUCAAAAAACAAAGAUACGUUGGAUUUUAAACACUAAUUUAAUGGUCAACCAGCACCAAAACAGCAUAUGUUGUGCUUUGAGCCUUGGCACGCUGGUUAUGCUGGUUAGCCAAGCCCACAACAGCGUCAGACCUGAACCAGACUACCCUACCACCUUAAACCAGCAUCAUUCCACCUUAAACCAGCAUCAGACCACCUUAAACCAACAUAAGACUACUUUAAAACAGCAUCAGACCACCUUCAACCAGCAUCAGGCCAUCUUAAACCAGCAUCAAACCACCUUAAACCAGCAUGAGGUUAUCUUAAACUAGCAAAAGACUACCUUAAACCAGCAUAUGGUGGUGUUUGAACUUUAGUAUAUUGGUCAUCCAGCUCCACACCACCUUAAACCAGCACUGAGCUACCUUUAACCAGCAUUAGGCCAACUUAAAUCAGCACCAGGCCAUCUUAAACUAGCAUCAGACCACCUUAAAAAAGCAUUAGUUCACCCUAAACUAGCAUAUGAUGGUGUUUGAACUUUAGUAUGCUGGUCAACCAGCACCAAAACACCUUAAACCAGCAUGAGACCACCUAAACCCGCACCACAACACCGAAAAACAGCAUCAGAACACCUGAAAACAGCACUGCACCACCUUAAACCAGCAUCAGGCCACCUUAAACAACACCAGACCAGCAUAUGUUGUUCUCUGAGCAUUGGCAUGCUAGUUGGCCAAGUCCACAACAGUGUCAAACCUGAACCAGACCACCCUACCACCUUAAACUAGCAUCAGACCACCUUAAACCAGCACAUCACCACCUUAAACCAGCACAUCACCACCUUAAACCAGCAUCAGGCUCCCUUCAACUAGCAUCAGAUUGUGUUUGAACUUUAGCAUGUUGGUUAGCCAGCACCAAACCACCUUAAACCAGCAUCAGAUCACCUUAAACCAGCAUUGGAUCUCCUUAAUCCAGCAUCUACUUAAACCAUAGUCCAACCUACAAGAUCCAGCAAAUUUAAGGUUUUGAAUACUUGUAUGUUGGUCAACCAGCACCAGGCCACCUUUAACAGGCAUUAGACCACCUUAAGACAGCAUAAGACCACUUUACAACAGCAUCAGACCACCUUAAACCAUAGUCCACCCUACAAGAUCCAGCAAAUUUGGGGUUUUAAACACUGGUAUUUUUUUCAGCUACUGUCAGACCACCUUAAACCAGCAAAGCAUGUGUUUUGGGCAGUGAUAUGUUGGUCAACCACCUUGAAAAAUAUCAGCUUUUUCAGCAGAAGUUCCUCUUCGAACCAUUUAAGAACAUUUAUUAAUGGUGUAAAAUAGUGUUUAAUAGCAGAGACUCAUGUGUUUAUAUUAAGGGUGUUUUCACACCUGCCUUGUUUGGGUCGGAACCAAAGUAUCACAUGUGAAAGGGGGCGAGAACCACAGUCCAGAACCAGAGCUUGUUCUCUGUCUGGAGCUACUGUGAAUCCAUGUUUCCUUGAGUAUAAACUGAGUUUCUCCAGUUUCUUCUCUGCUCAGAAGAGCCUGAGUGAAGUAUGUAAAGCAGCUUACGGAGGUCAAGUGUUCUGCAUUUCCUGCUGAUGCGUGAAAUUCCACAGGAGCCCCAACAAAAGCCGCUGAAGCUUUACUGAUGCACUCAUUUAAUGUAUAAUUACCAUCCAACAAAGGAGCUUUAUAAACCCCUGCACCCCCACUCUGUUCUCCAUAUGCUGGAUGUGGGUCACAGUUUCAGCACACACGCAUUCAUUCACUUAAUACUGAUGAUUUUAGGUUUGUUUGGGUCUAAAAAUCACUAUAUACUCAUUGACAAAAACAGUAACACUGCAGUAAGUUGAUGACAUACUAGUGCAUCUCUGAAAAUUAGAAUAUCAUUGAAAAGUUACUUUAUUCCAGUAAUUCAGUUCAAAAUGUGAAACUAUAUAUUACGGUAUAUACAGCAACCUCAACAGUCAGACGUUCAUUGCUACCUUGGCAGGGUGCACCUUAAAGGUGCUCUUAAAGGGAAUGAUGAGCAAGUGACAUGCCAAUUGGUUUAUUUCACGUUACGCUCAAAAUGAACCACACCCAUCAUUAAUUAAGAGAAUUGGUAUAUACAUGCCUUUUGCGUGUUUCGAGCCGAGCAAGGCGUACUUUUCCCGUCAUUACGAUAGCGAAGACACACUGACGGGCAUUAAAUCAAACUGCAUGGUGCACGGAUGGUGACUCGCCCAUAUAUUGCUAAAAUUACACCUGUAUUAAUUUAUAUAUCUGCUUGUUUGGACAUUAUUUUAUUGUCAAUGAGUGUAGUUUUAUAUAUGUAUAAUUAUAUAAAAGUUAUUUUAAAUCAAAUAAGAAGUCUUUAAAGUUUUUGGUUCAGGUGUGGCCUAAACACCCGAGUUUUACCACGUCUUGCUGUUUAUUUCAGGUUUAAAGUCGUGUUCAUUCAGCGGUGAGUCUGUUACCCUUUAAUUACCCCAAAUCCUGUCCUUUCAGUGAAAGGAAAUCAAUGUGAACGAUCGAUCAAUAGUGUAAAUAAAGACAUACUUUGAUUAUAA
Messenger RNA from Astyanax mexicanus (Mexican tetra), 4843 nucleotides. RefSeq names its product FERM_F1_FRMD1 and FERM_C_FRMD1_FRMD6 domain-containing protein. Gene Ontology annotation, cellular component: cytoskeleton; cytoplasmic side of apical plasma membrane. Gene Ontology annotation, biological process: positive regulation of hippo signaling. The transcript has 14 exons. The coding region runs from base 385 to 2094 and encodes 569 amino acids. NCBI's taxonomy places the organism in Eukaryota, Metazoa, Chordata, Actinopteri, Characiformes, Acestrorhamphidae. The record is from RefSeq and is a predicted model, not a curated record.